Messenger RNA from Chiloscyllium plagiosum (whitespotted bambooshark), 4048 nucleotides. Lineage: Eukaryota; Metazoa; Chordata; Chondrichthyes; Orectolobiformes; Hemiscylliidae. The record is from RefSeq and is a predicted model, not a curated record.
UUUCAUGUCUUUAAAGUGGCAUCAACAUCACAGACACCAUCACGACACGUGGCAGAUAAAUUCCUCAUUCGGAGACAAUGGCAAACGUGAAUCGUGUGCAGAAUGGAGAAGCAUCAGCUUUCAUCGGUGAGCAAUGCUGCUCUGUGAGCACAGCUGACCAGAGUCAACAGUCAUUGGGGCCAGCAGCAAAGAGCAGUGACCCUGGAAUGGACCUCUCCCAAAAACAGAGCUUCACUAUCUUUCAGAAAGGUGAGUGCAGUAUUGCUGGCCUCCUCAUUCAUUCAACCAAUGAGAAGAUGAGCAUUUACCAAGCAAAGGUGAAGGGGUUGUUGCAGCCAGGAACAGCAAUGAUGCUGUUAGAAGCACAAGCAGCUACUGGCUUCAUCAUUGACCCAGUGACCGAACAAAAGUUGUCUGUGGAUGAGGCUCUCCAGGAGGGAAUCAUUGGGACAGAUGUAUAUGAUAAGCUAGUGUCUGCAGAAAAGGGGGUAGUGGGUUAUAAAGACCCUUACACUGGGGACCUCAUCUCCCUCUUUGAGGCUUUGAAGAAAGACCUGGUUGUACGUUCACAUGGAAUCCGUUUACUGGAAGCCCAGAUAGCAACAGGGGGCAUCAUUGACCCCUUCUCUGGCCAACAUAUUUCAGUCGAUGCGGCCUAUCAACGAGGGAUAUUUGAUGAGGAGAUCAACAAGAUCCUCUCUGACCCCAGUGAUGACACCAGAGGAUUCUUUGACCCCAACACACAGGAGAACCUCAGUUACCUAGAGCUGAAGCAGAGAUGUGUGACUGACCCAAAGACUGGGCUGUGUCUGUUGAUUGUUACGGACAAAGUGGUGAAGGGAAUCCAGCUUCACAUCGAUGAAAAGAUCAAGGCAGUCUUCAAAAAGACUUUGGUUUCAUUAAAAUUCGGCAGGUUCAGAGACCGGAAAGCAACUCUUUGGGAAAUCAUCAAUUCUGAAUACUUCACUGCAGAUCAAACCAAGGAGUUUGUUGGAAAGGUCAAAACAGGAGAAUGUACAAUUGAGACAAUUAUCACCAACCUGACCACAACCAUUGAACAAACAGAAAGGAAGAAGAAGGGAGUGAUGUUUCAUGGUCUAAGACGAAAGGUAUCUGCUCAGCAGUUAUUGGAAAGCAACAUUAUUAAUGAGAAUUUGUUCCAAAAACUUGACAAAGGACUCACCACUACAGAAGAGGUUUUACAGCUCCAGUCCGUGAAGAGAUACCUGAAAGGAACCUGUAGCAUUGCUGGGGUCCUUGUGGAGUCAACCAAUGAGAAGAUGAGUAUCUACCAGGCAAUGAAGAAGAAUCUUCUGAUGCCAGGAACAGCCUUGAUCCUGUUGGAGGCGCAGGCUGCGACUGGAUUCCUCAUCGAUCCAGUGACGAAUGCAAAGUUCACUGUUGACGAGGCAGUAAACAACAGACUUGUUAGUGCAGACCUCCAUCGGAAACUGCUGUCUGCUGAAAGAGCUGUGACUGGCUACAAAGAUCCCUACACAGGGAAUGUGAUCUCCUUGUUUCAGGCCCUGAAGAAGGAUCUGAUCGUGAAAGAUCAUGGGAUCCGUCUCCUUGAGGCACAGAUUGCCACAGGAGGCAUCAUUGACCCUGUGAACAGUCACCGACUGCCUGUCGAUGUGGCCUACCAACGAGGAAUGUUUGAUCAGGAGAUGAACAAGAUUCUCUCUGACUCCAGUGAUGACACCAAAGGAUUCUUUGACCCCAACACUAAAGAUAAUUUGACCUACCUGCAGCUGAUGGAGCGAUGUGUGAUGGAGCCAGAAACUGGGCUCUGUCUGUUGUGUCUGAGGGACCUGCGUUAUAUUGACAAUCAAGCAAUCAUUGCCUUUCAAAAAGCCACCAUCUCCAUCAAAAAGGGGAAAUUCGAAGGAAGAGCCAUGUCAAUCUGGGAAUGUCUCAACUCAGAUUACAUCACAGACAUUAAGAGACGAGAGAUUGUACAAGAAUUCACCUCCAAAAAAUUAACAAUUGAACAGAUCAUUACCAUUAUCAUCAACACCAUUGAAGAGAGAGAACACAGAACUCAGACGAACAUUACGGUUGAUGGCUUCAGAAAGAAAAUCUCUCUCACGGAGUUGCUGAAAUCUGAAAUCAUUGAUAGCCAGACAUUUGAAGAAGUCCAGACAGGCAACUUGACAGUUACAAAUCUUCUCAAGAGGUCCUCUGUACAGAAAUACCUAGAGGGUGACAGCAGCAUUGCUGGGGUCCUUGUGGAGUCAACCAAUGAGAAGAUGAGUAUCUACCAGGCAAUGAAGAAGAAUCUUCUGAUGCCAGGAACAGCCUUGAUCCUGUUGGAGGCGCAGGCUGCGACUGGAUUCCUCAUCGAUCCAGUGACGAAUGCAAAGUUCACUGUUGACGAGGCAGUAAACAACAGACUUGUUAGUGCAGACCUCCAUCGGAAACUGCUGUCUGCUGAAAGAGCUGUGACUGGCUACAAAGAUCCCUACACAGGGAAUGUGAUCUCCUUGUUUCAGGCCCUGAAGAAGGAUCUGAUCGUGAAAGAUCAUGGGAUCCGUCUCCUUGAGGCACAGAUUGCCACAGGAGGCAUCAUUGACCCUGUGCACAGUCACCGACUGCCUGUCGAAGUGGCCUACCAACGAGGAAUGUUUGAUCAGGAGAUGAAUAAGAUUCUCUCCGAUGCUGGGGAUGACACCAAAGGAUUCUUUGACCCAAAUACUAAAGAGAACUUGACCUAUCUGCAGCUGAUGGAGCGAUGUGUUAAAGACCCAGAGACUGGGCUCUGUCUGUUAAAGUUGACAAACAAGGGAGUAAAGACUCAGCAGAUUUACAACAGGGUAGAAAUUGAAAAAGCUUUUAGAGACGAAGUAAUAACUAUGACAUGUGGUCCAUUCAAGGGCAAGACUGUCUCAGUGUGGGAACUGCUCCAUUUAGAGUAUUUCACUGAGGAAAAGAGGAAUGAGCUGAUUGCAAAGUACAAGAGGAAGGAGAUCAAUAUGAAGACCAUCAUCAAAAUUAUCACCACAACUAUUGAGCAAACUCAGACAGAGACAGUCACUGUGACUACUUCCAAUACUGUCACAUGUGCAGUUCCUCAGCUCCUCACUGCUGAAGAGGUAGAAGCAGCAUUGAGAAAGGAAAUCGUGUGCUUUCCUGUGUGGUGCUUUCUCCAUUCUCAACUCUUCACUGAAAAGAAGAGAAAUGAAUUGUUAGAGAAAUACCGAAACAAGGAGAUAGAGCUCGAGACAAUCGUCAAACUCAUCCGCACAAUCAUUGAGGGAACUCAAACACAGAAAGAAACAUCAAUCACCUUUUUAGGUUUCCGCUCGGAAAUUACUGCUGAAGAACUGGUGGAAUCUAAGAUCAUUGAUGAACAAACAUUUCAGGAUCUGCAGACAGGGAUGAAGACUGUGCAAGAUGUUAGUGAGUUGGAAUCAGUAAAGGUGUAUCUCCAGGGAUCAGACAGCAUUGCUGGGGUCCUUGUAGAGUCAACCAAUGAGAAGAUGAGUAUCUACCAGGCAAUGAAGAAGAAUCUUCUGAUGCCAGGAACAGCCUUGAUCCUGUUGGAGGCGCAGGCUGCGACUGGAUUCCUCAUCGAUCCAGUGACGAAUGCAAAGUUCACUGUUGACGAGGCAGUAAACAACAGACUUGUUAGUGCAGACCUCCAUCGGAAACUGCUGUCUGCUGAAAGAGCUGUGACUGGCUACAAAGAUCCCUACACAGGGAAUGUGAUCUCCUUGUUUCAGGCCCUGAAGAAGGAUCUGAUCGUGAAAGAUCAUGGGAUCCGUCUCCUUGAGGCACAGAUUGCCACAGGAGGCAUCAUUGACCCUGUGCACAGUCACCGACUGCCUGUCGAUGUGGCCUACCAACGAGGAAUGUUUGAUCAGGAGAUGAACAAGAUUCUGUCCGAUGCUGGGGAUGACACCAAAGGAUUCUUUGACCCAAAUACUAAAGAGAACUUGACCUAUCUGCAGUUGAUGGAGCGAUGUGUUAAAGACCCAGAGACUGGGCUCUGUCUCUUGCUUCUUAAAAGUAAAUAAGUUCAAUAAAGAUGAAAAUUCUAUAAACUGGA